AGAUUUUAGCCUCUGAUUUAAAUUUUAAUUCUCAUUUUAACGAGGAAACCAAAACACGAUUUUUCAUUUUAGGAAUGAAAAUCAAAUUGGAAGUCCAUUAAGUUUUAAAUCAGAAAGAUGCUUUUAUUAGACGUUGUUUGGAUUACUGUAACUCUCUUUUUACGGGAUUUCCUAAAAAGUCCAAAAGAAAGCGACACAUCACUCCACUCCUGAAGACACUGCACUGGCUGUCUGUAUCUUUUAUCAUUUAUUUUAAUGUUAUUUUCUGUACAGCAAAAGGAGGAGAUAUCACAGGCUGUAUUAUACCGAGAGUACACCUUUCAUGGAGCUGCAGUCUUAACCUGUUGCCGUGACAGCUGUACUGUCUCUUUAAGAGACCCGGAAGCGGUUCCGUGCUGUGUGUUCACUGGUCGCGGGUUCGAGCUCCCUCCCGGCGAUGAUACCCCACCCUGUGUACCCGGUUAUCUGGGCUUUCCGCGUCAGUACGAGGUGCUGGCGGCACCGGACUGUCCUCAAAUCGGCUCUCGGGGCCUCGGACGUCAGCGUUUGGCGCCGGUACUCGACCCCAAUUCGUGGCGCUGUCGCGGGCAUGGAGGAGAUACUGGCGAGGGUCGUUGCACCUUUACCCACAUACGAAACGAGAGACAAAUCCCCUCCUCCUCCAGAAUCAAACAGCCUGGAGUUCAUGCACUUCUACAGCAGCCUCGACAAGGAAGACAAGCUCGGCGUCCUGACGAAGCUGUCGCAAGACUUCGGAGUGGACCACAAAAGCGUUUCAGAGCUCGCCGCGAAGCUCUUGGACACUCAGCUGCGAGACAUGGCGACCAUUUUGCAGGUCGAAGACAGGCUCCGCUACAGCCUGACUCCCAGUUAUAAACAGCUGCUGAACCACAUCAGCAGGGUCGAGGGGGGAGUGAAGUUUCUGGUGGAUCUCCGAGCCGAUGUGCUUGGAAUAAUCUCAUCCAAAGCUAGCGAGAGCCCGCACAUCAGGGACCUGAAUGGCACGCUGAAGAGCUUGCUGUCUGAGUGGUUCUCGGUAGGUCUGCUCCGACUGGAGAGAAUCACCUGGCAGUCCCCCUGCGAGAUCCUGCAGAAGAUCAGCCAGUAUGAGGCAGUGCACCCUGUGAGGAACUGGACUGACCUGAAGCGCAGAGUGGGGCCGUACCGCCGGUGUUACGCCUUCACCCACGCUGCCAUGCCAGGAGAACCCCUGGUUGUACUACACGUGGCUCUCACUGAGGACAUCUCUGAUAACAUUCAGAGUAUCGUCCGUGAGUUUGCCACUCUUGACUCUGAGGAGGAUGUGAAUAAGAUAAAUGCAGCCAUCUUCUAUUCCAUCAGCUCCACCCAGGCUGGCCUACAAGGAGUGGAGCUGGGCAACUAUCUCAUUAAGAGGGUAGUCAGAGAACUACAGAGUGAGUUCCCUCACAUGGCCCAGUUCUCCAGCCUGUCUCCAAUCCCAGGCUUCUCCUCCUGGCUCCAAGGCUUGCUCAGCCAGUACAGGAAAGAAGGCCGGGGCUCUGACCUCCUCUCUGAGCAGGAGUGGAAGGAGGUUGAACAGGCCACUGACUCAGCCACGGGGGCCCCAGCCACCGAGGCCCUCCGCAAGCUGAUCAGCACCAGCGAGUGGAUGCAGUCUGAGCGGUUGUGCCGUGUCCUGGAGCCCGCCUUGAUGCGUCUCUGUGCCUGGUACCUCUACGGGGAGAAGAGGCGAGGCUACGCUCUCAACCCGGUGGCCAACUUCCACCUGCAAAAUGGCGCCACCAUGUGGCGGCUCAACUGGCGUGCCGACACCAGCCCUAGAGGUGUGGCGAACUCCUGCGGUCUUAUGGUGAACUAUCGUUACUUCUUGACCGAGACGUCUAAAAACAGCGCACUUUACCUGCAGAAUAAGUUCAUCACGGCAUCAGAGCAGGUGCUGGGACUGGUGUCCCAAUUUCAUAAGAACAGCAAACUGUGAGAAAGAGACAAGGAUACACCCAUGAAUACACCUCUGCACUUGAUGUCACUAAUAUAUUGACUUGAAACUUUAAAUAAAAUGUAUUUAAUUAGUUUUAGUAUGUGACAUGUUUCAUAUAAAUAAGAAGCUGCAUUGAAUGGACAUCAGCUGAUAUUGUUUUUUAAUUGAAAUGAGAACAUUUCUCACAUGAUGUUCUUCUGUAUGCUAGGUUAGGCUUAUUGCCUCAUUGGGUUUCUGGUUGAAGCUGUUUGAUAUUGUGUAAGUGCUUCCCAGGCUGAGAGACUGUAGCUAAUGAAGCACGAGGCAUCUAUCAAUGCUUUACCAUGUUCCUGGAUAACAGUGUGUAUAAUGGUGAAGCAGGAGCAACAGGGGAGUGCAGCUACUGGAGUAAAUGAUGUUUUAGGUUCUUUCAUUUGGCUAAACUGUCUUACUGCAGACAUGCUGAAUAUUGGAUUUCAUCUUUUUUUUUUUCUUGGUUCGGGUUUAUGCACACCUGCUGUUAAACUGAUUAUUUCCACUAAAGCGCAAUACACAAAGGCAUGAAAUCACUAACUGGAAAUAUUAUUUCAUAUUAAAUAACUCUAAACAAAACUGGAAUUUUUUUUGCCGUAUAUCAUGACUACUCAUAUUUUACGGUCGACUGUCCUCACUGAUCCACUGGGCUGGACCCUCCUGGUACCGCCAUUCAGGUGUUUUUUUUUUUGUAAUUGUGCACACAUAUAUACACACACACACACAAACACACACCACCAACCCUCCAGAGAGCAAUCGCUGAUGUUCUAACUGUUCUGUACAGGUGCCAAGCAGGGCUCAUAUCAGCCCACACCCCAUUGUUGUGAAAUAAUAUAUCACAGCAAGUUGACUGUGAAAUUACAUUUUAUCUCUCCAAGGAGCCAAACUUUCUUUUCAUUUUUUCACAUUCUCUAUCUCCCUCCCCCACCCCCUUUUCUCUCCCUGUGCCGCUCUGUGU
Molecule: messenger RNA, 2930 nt
Organism: Morone saxatilis (striped sea-bass)
Lineage: Eukaryota; Metazoa; Chordata; Actinopteri; Moronidae
Gene: mlycd
Product: malonyl-CoA decarboxylase
Exons: 5
Coding region: 437-1960 (507 amino acids)
Biological process (GO): fatty acid biosynthetic process; acetyl-CoA biosynthetic process; positive regulation of fatty acid oxidation
Cellular component (GO): mitochondrial matrix; peroxisomal matrix
Molecular function (GO): malonyl-CoA decarboxylase activity
Source: RefSeq, a predicted model, not a curated record